Closterium sp. NIES-67 is the source of this 885-nucleotide messenger RNA. The record is from the annotation of a GenBank genome assembly. Lineage: Eukaryota; Viridiplantae; Streptophyta; Zygnematophyceae; Desmidiales; Closteriaceae.
ACAUAUUCCAAAUGCGGGGCAAAAUCUCACCAAGGUGCGAAUCUGAAUGGGGUGGGUGCAAAUUUCGCGCUCAGCCUCCUAGACUUGCUCAUUCGUGACAAUCCCUUUGUUGCUUUCAUGCUUUCAGCUGCUUGCUUCCAUCUCGCGCCUAUUAUCUGUCCCGCGCCUAGUAUUGGCCCGUCUCGGUUAGAAGCCGCCGCUUCACGUACGCGUUUCUUCUGGCAUUAGGUCGCAAUGAAGUCGCCGCUUCACAUACGCGAUAGAAGCCGCGCCGUGGCAGACAAAGUUGCCAGCUGGGACGUGGUGACGAAAGCCGUGGACCGCGCUUUCCUGGAACUUGCGGAGCUGGACGGCAAGAAGGACGAGGAGGGGCGGCCAGUGAUCAACGUGCCGGAGCUGUACACAGGCGUGCUGCUGGUGUACAACUAUGUGAACCGCUACUCUCCUGGGAGCUAUCUCAGUCCACCAAAGAAGAAGGACGUUCUCAAGCUGGUCAAGAAGUUUGACCUCAACAACGAUGGAGUCUUGGAUCGGGAAGAGUUUGGUCGGUUCCUCCGGCACUUCGUGAAGCAUCUCCUGAGAAACAUCGUCAUCAACAUCCUUGUCAUGGUCACUGUUAUCCCGUUCCUGUGCUACCUCACUUGCAAGGCCGUGGGUAGGUUCAUCCCUGAAUCCCUCUUGGCCACCAUUUUUACUUCAGUGUUCAAAAUGUCAGGCAUAUGGAACAGGACAGGUGUUUGACAACUAUGGCCUGGUUUUGGGUUCAAUCAUUCUGAAUUUCUGACUUCAACGCGUUGGGAUAGGAGGAAGUGAACUGAUCCAGUUUGACUUCCAAUGUGUAUACUACUUCUCUGUACAAAGAACUGAUAGCCUUGUUAUUUGGGU